AAAAAAGAUCCCAACUAAGAAUCACAAAAAAGGAGGGAAAUCAUUAUUAAAAGCGAAAAGGACAGGGCAGAAGAGAAUGAAACAUAAAUGCCUUGAGUUAUUAGACACUCUUUUGCAUAUGGUUGCACAGUUGCAGGAAUUUUGCUGUGCCCUUCCUAUUUAUCUCCUAACCAUAAUUGUUUCUUUUGAACUUCCAAGAUUCUUAGAAACCCUCCCUAUUGUCCCUCUCUCUCAGUACACUGAAGAUGAUGGAACGUAAUUUCAGAAGCCUAACGUUUAUGCUAUUCAUUUUCUGCCUAAUUUGGUCAUCUCACAUGCACAGUUGCAAUGCAAGAAGAGGCAAGCAUUGGAGGCAAAGAAGAGGUUCCUCAGCUUCUUUGUACAAUAAGAACAGGAUGAGUCAUGGCAGUAGUCACCACCAGAGCGAUGUUGAUAAAAUGAUAUCUCCACCGCCUCCAAAACGUAAAAUUCUACCGCCUCGAAAAGCACCACCGUUGCCUCCAUAUUCUAGUAGGCUACCACAUCCUCAAGCUCUUAAAACACCACCACUUCCAUCUCCAAAUGCACCACCACCUCGUCCAUAUCCGAAUAAGCCUCCAUCUCCUAAUGUACCACCUCCACCGCCGCCUCCAUCUCCAAAUGCACCACCACCACCGCCAUUUCCAAGUACACCACCACCUCCUCCAUAUCCAUAUACACCACAACCACCACCCCCUCCAUCACCAAAUACACCACCGAUUCCUCCAUAUCCAAAUACACCACUACCACCAGCACCUCCCCCAUCUCUAAAUGCACCACCACCUCCUCCAUCUUCGAAUGCACCGCCCCCUCCUUCAUAUCCCAAUACACCACCACGACCACCUCCAUCUUCAAAUGCACCAGCACCUCCUCCAUAUCCAAAUGCACCCCCACCACCACCACCACCUCCAUCUCCCAAUGCACCGCCGCUGCCUCCGAAUGCACCACCACCUCCUUCAUAUCCCAAUACACAACCACUCCCACCUACACAACCACUCCCACCUCCACCUCCAAAUGCACCUCCGCCUCCUUCAUAUCCCAAUACACCACCACUACCACCUCCAUCUUCAAAUGCAACAGCACCUCCUCCAUAUCCAAAUGCACCCUCACCAACACCUCCAUCUCCCAAUGCACCGCCGCAUCCGCCAUCUCCGAAUGCACCACCGCCUCCUUCAUAUCCCAAGACACCACCACUACCACCUCCAUCUCCAAAUGCACCGCUGCCUCCUUCAUAUCCCUAUACACCACCACUACCACCUCCAUCUUCAAAUGCACCGGCACCGGCACCUCCUCCAUAUCCAAAUGCACCCCCACCUCCAUAUCCAAAUGCACCACCGCCACCUCAAUGCCGAAACGCACCACUGCCACCUCCAUUUUUUAAUACACCACUGCCUCCUCCAUUUUUGAAUGCACCACCACUUACAUAUACCAAUACACCACCACGGCCGCUGCGUCCUCCAUCUCCGAAACCAACAUCGCCUCCUAAAGCACCACCUCAAAAAGCAUCGCCUUCAUCUAUAAAAUCAACACCCCCUCCGAAAGCACCGCCUCAAAAAGCACCGCCUCCAUCUCCAAAAGCACCACCACCCCCGGUUCCUAAACCUUCUGCUGUGUUUGAUGUACUAAAAUUUGGCGCCAAGGGAGAUGGAGCUAGCGAUGACACAAAGGCAUUUCAAUCUGCGUGGGCAGCUGCGUGCAAAAUGGAGGCGUCCACAAUCACAGUCCCAUCAAAAUUCACCUUCCUUGUGGGACCCAUUUCAUUCGCUGGUCCUAACUGCCAACCAAACAUUGUCUUCCAGCUUGAUGGUACUAUAAUCGCUCCAACGAGCUCCAAACCUUGGGGUUCAGGACUCCUUCAGUGGCUUGAAUUUACAAAGCUAAAAGGAAUCACAGUUCAAGGAUCAGGCACCAUUGAUGGAAGGGGCUCAGUCUGGUGGAAAGAGUCCCCAUAUGCUGCCCCCACAGACGAAGAAUCAAGACUCCUUGUCCCAUUAAACAACAGGGUCGAAGAAAACCCACCAAUAAGCAGUUCACUUGGUUUGAAAAUGCCAACCACUAAGCCAACAGCAUUUAGGUUCUACGGGAGUUCUAAUGUGAUAGUCAAAGGCAUAACAAUUCAAAACAGUCCCCUCUGCCACCUCAAGUUUGACAACUGCAUAGGAGUUUCAGUAUUCAAUAUGAGCAUAUCUUCUCCUGGAGAUAGCCCCAAUACUGAUGGCAUCCACUUGCAGAAUUCCCAGAAUGUCUUAAUCCGCAAUACUAAUCUUGCCUGCGGCGAUGACUGUGUUUCUAUACAAACUGGAUGCUCAAAUGUCUACAUACACGAUGUUAACUGUGGCCCUGGACAUGGAAUCAGCAUUGGAGGGCUAGGAAAGGAUAAAACCAAGGCUUGCGUGUCAAACAUUACUGUUCGAAAUAUCAAUAUGCAUAACACAAUGACUGGUGUCAGGAUAAAGACAUGGCAGGGUGGGUCAGGGUCUGUGCAAGGAGUAUUGUUCUCAAACAUUCAAGUUUCUGAAGUCGAAAUCCCAAUCGUAAUUGACCAAUACUACUGCGACAGCAGAAAAUGCAAGAACCAAACAUCUGCAGUGGCUCUAUCAGAUAUCACAUACGAAAAGAUAAGUGGAACGUACAAGGUACAACCGGCAUACCUUGCCUGUAGUGACAGCAUCCCGUGUGUGGAUGUCAUUCUCUCUGACAUAGACCUCAGCCAACUUCAAGAAAAGUAUCACAUGGAUGAUGCCUUCUGUUGGAAGACUUUGGGAGAGUUAAAAGGUCCGGUAGAGCCUCCCAUUGGCUGUAUACAGGAUGGCGAGCAAUCACGAAACUGGAAUAAAAAGGAUCAAUAUUCAUGUCAAGCAUAGCCUAGGUAUAUUCUGGUGUAUUCACGUGUGUGGUCGGUGUGAUUUCCUGACCCCUUUCACACCAUCAUGUAGCAAGGUAAUUACGAAUACUUAGUAUAGACCUAUUAGUUGUAGGGAUUCUACUAGGACCAUAUUGGUUCCCAUUGUGUGAACAUACAAUAUUCUUGGUAGAUAAGAGCAUGAUAGUAGGAAAAUUGCAACCUUAUCUGCUUAGAUUUAACUGUCCAUGUCACAUGCACACACCCACACGCACAGGUUCUAACAAAGUAAAUCUCCAAUUCCAAACAGGCCAAACUUUCAAUCAGUGAGCAAAUGACAAGUCGCUGGACAUUAGAAGACUGAGUUAAUGACAAGCAGAUGAGUUUUCGAUCCAAAACAUAUGGAUGGGCAAGCAUCAUCAGGAUUUUAAUAGAAUUUUCAUGGGAGAGGUUAUUGUUGUUAUUUGUAUGAAUUUAGUGUACACAGUUCUGGCAAAGUAAAUACGGAAAAACAAAUUCAAGCAAUAACAAGACUACAAAAGGCAUGCAUUGACACUACAACAUUGAUGCCAAAUAACUUAAUAUGCAAGAAGGGGACAAACCAGAUAAAGUAAUUACCAGUGAAGGUUCACACAGAUGGAAAUAGACAAGGAUGUUAACUCCUGGGAUGGGAAUACUGGUGCACAGAAACAGUAGGCAAGAUAAAUGAAAGUUAAUUCAUUCAUCAUGAGAAGGAAACAUCAAAUUCAGCAUUUUUUUUUUCGAUCCAUCUGGAUAUUUCUCCCUACCAGUCCCCAAGGCUGUGCAGAGAUAACUGGAGCCUCCACCCUCAGAGUAAUUCUGCUGUUUACACCAAAAAAAAAAAUUAUUACUCCAGCUCAUUGCAAUUAAUUAGAUAUGUAUCUCUCUCGACCAGCAUAAUCAUGAUUUACCCCUUGAAUGAGCAGCUGGAGAGGUGGAAGCCAGCAAGAUAACUAUGUAGUAAAAGAACUCCAUACAACAAAAAUACUUGUCAAAAUAAAAGAAGAGGGGAAGGAGGUGCUUGCGACCUAAGUGUGC
Messenger RNA from Rhododendron vialii, 3919 nucleotides. RefSeq lists its product as uncharacterized. The transcript is spliced from 7 exons. Gene Ontology annotation, molecular function: polygalacturonase activity. Gene Ontology annotation, biological process: carbohydrate metabolic process. Lineage: Eukaryota; Viridiplantae; Streptophyta; Magnoliopsida; Ericales; Ericaceae. The record is from RefSeq and is a predicted model, not a curated record. Bases 246 to 2882 code for a protein of 878 amino acids.